Molecule: messenger RNA, 517 nt
Organism: Pezoporus occidentalis (night parrot)
Lineage: Eukaryota; Metazoa; Chordata; Aves; Psittaciformes; Psittacidae
Gene: TMEM35B
Product: transmembrane protein 35B
Exons: 3
Coding region: 49-468 (139 amino acids)
Source: RefSeq, a predicted model, not a curated record
GGCCGUACCGAGCCGCGCAGCCCCCGCCCCGCCCCGCCCGGCCCCGCAAUGGCGGCGGCGUUCACCGCCCUCCGCGUCCUGCUCGGGCUCUUCUUCCUGCUGGCGGGGGCCGCGAAGCUCUCGGAGCUGCUCUCGGCCGAGCUGCACCGGCACAUGAGCUCCCAGUUCGUGCGGUUCGCAGAGGUGUUCCCGCUGAAGGCGCUGGGGUUCGAGCCGGAGCCGGGCCGGUACCUGCAGGCUGUGGGCUGGGUGGAGGCGGCGGCCGGGCUGCUGCUGGCGUUCGGGCCGCAGCUGCUGCAGGAGAUCAGCAACUUCAUCCUCAGCGUGCUCAUGAUCGGUGCCAUCUACACGCUGCUGGUGCUGCGGGAGCCCCUGGCCAUGUGCGCCCCGGCCACCGUCUGCCUCGGCCUCCUGCUGCUGCUCAACAUCCGCGGGCACGCGGACCCCCCCAAGCCCAAGUUCGAGUGAUGGCGGGCGGGAAGCGGUGCCCUGACGGUGUCUUACGGGGGACGGCGUC